Esox lucius (northern pike) is the source of this 3400-nucleotide messenger RNA. Its product is annotated as RING finger protein 122. The record is from RefSeq and is a predicted model, not a curated record. Bases 1318 to 1788 code for a protein of 156 amino acids. The transcript is spliced from 6 exons. NCBI's taxonomy places the organism in Eukaryota, Metazoa, Chordata, Actinopteri, Esociformes, Esocidae.
GACUGCUCUUUUGGUGGUGGGAUUAUACAUAUAUUUUUAGUCUAAAUGACGUAUAAUUGCGUAUACUUCGCCAGCUGUCUGUCUGCAUGUCCGUAUUGGUACUGCUUUCUUGACACCUAUUUUUUAUUAAUAGUUUACGUCUGGAAAGAGGCAACGGUUGAGGGAGGGGGGAAUAGAGGGAAGGUGAGUAAAGGCAGAUAAAAAGAGGGGGCGUGUGAAAGCAAAGCAGUGAUGUAGACAAUCACAUGAGAAGGGAUAUGUUUACAAACUGAGCCGAGGAAGUGUGCUCGUAGCUACGUUGUAAGGAAGCAGUAUUGAGGGCAGGGCAGAGCAGUGAGACCAUCGGAGAGCGGCUGCAUGGGUUAAACAUUAGUGUUAGGCAAAAUUUCUUUAUUUCGAGACCCUCGUCAAGUUAGGAGGAAGGGGAGCAGAUGGUUGAGGCUAGAGCAGAGAGCACAACGCUAGUGCCGGUGUGAGGAGGAGCUUUCACAGGAACACUGUGCACUGCAGGAAGCCAUCGACGUUCUCCUUUGUUUCCCACAGUUGGCAGAGGCAGUUUUUCACAGCAACAGAGGGUAUCUAUGUCGAGAGGAGUAUCCAAGGAAGGUGGAGGCAGGGAGACGGAGAGAGAGAAAAACAGAAGACCUCAGAAAAGCAGGCGUGGGAGGGGUAAGCCUUGUGACAAUGUUUUGAAGGGGAGACAAAGCAAAUUAGCAACUGCAUUCGGUUAGCUGCUUGGGAUUUGGACAGUUUUCUCUCCAUUUAUCCUCUGAAGAAUGACACCAAUGUGUCUUUAACCUGCCAAGAUUGGAUGUCUAACACCUAAAACAACAAAGCUAUGGCCUGGAUGUUGCUUUGUGUAUUUACAGAGCAUCCCUUGCAAUAGGGCUGUUUUUAUUUCUGUUGCCUAUUGUACCUUUCACAAUGUUUUUUUCCAUGUUUUCUGAUGUUGUUGUUUGAUUAUUCGCAUCAAAUCAUCACCCCAAAGAACAGCGUGGAUGUCUACGAUGACUGACUAGUUUUUGUCAUGUUUGAAUGGAGAAGUAAACAUCAUCCACAAAAGGGCAUCUUUGGGAUCUGAGAUUGUUUAUCCCAAAGGAAUUUACUCUAAAAAUGCAAUAAGGCUUGACUAAUCCAUCCUUGUUAUUGAAGACACAGACCCCUUUGACCUUUUGAAAAUAACAUUAUUUUCUGGAAGAAACUGACUUUGAUUGUCCAUCAAAACAAAAACCCAGGAUUGGUUGUGAGUGACUUCAGACAUUUUGACCCCUGUCCACUGAUUCCCUGGAUCUGUCUAGCUGUCUGGAAGCUGAUUUCAUGCACCUGGUUCAUUGGUGCAAUGGAUGUCUGUGCGGUUUAGGAUCGCAAAGCUCAGACCCCUGCUGCAGGAUGACUCUGGAGGACAUCUACCACCUGCCCGUCAACAUUUAUGUCAUCAUCCUGGGCAUUGGCUUCUUUAUCUUCAUGCUCAGCCUGAUUUUCUGCUGCUAUAUGUUCAGGUUAAGGAGACAAGGAACCAGGGAACAAUAUGGAUAUAAUGAGGUUGUUUUAAAAGGAGCCGGAAAGAAAUUGAGUCUUCUUGGACAGACAUGUGCCGUGUGCUUAGAAGAGUUUAAAACCAGAGAUGAGCUUGGAGUAUGUCCCUGCUCACAUGCCUUUCACAAGAAGUGUCUAUUAAAAUGGCUAGAGAUCCGCAGUGUCUGCCCCAUGUGCAACAAACCCAUCUGCCGUGUGCGGCCAGACCCCCCACAGGGUGCAGAGGGGACCCAUAGUCCAAUGGAGGUUUAAGAGGGGAGAGGGGACCCCACCACAGCACACCCAUAACUAUAGUCUCAACCAGCCCCUGCCACCACACCUGAUCCUGAAAACAUCACACCCUGGGCCAGGUGAAGCGAAGCCAGCCGUCCACCCUGACAUCUCCCAUUUAUCCCUAUCUUAGGGAUUUAUAAAAGACACAUCCUUACACCUUUAGAAGGUGUUAGACCUUUGCGGGUGUUUGUGAGAUGAGACUGAAGUAGAAAACCCAUAGAACAUUAUACAGGUCAAACUGAAAAGUGUCCUAAAAUGCAGUGGGUAAAUGACUAGACCCUGUCCAUGACCACCAGACAUCCGCUCCAGAGAAGAAAUGGGGUACUGGAAGAACUAGGAUGCUGUGUUUUGGGCCUUUAUUUCCCAGGUCUCACAGUACAAACCCCUCAUACCAUGUUACCAAGUGAAGAUAUAUGCGAUGUCCUGAUUGGUCGCUGAGUAACGCGGGGUUGGAUGGAAGAGACACACCAUGCCCCCGAUAACAGAUGGUAGUCAUUUUUGAUGUGCCAUGCCUGUGUUCAAAUUGUGUGAUAACUUAAUCUUUUAAUAUAGACCCCUCCUACAGUAAAAGUUUGCCAAUGUAGGAAUUGCUGAAGGUCCUUGUAUAUAGAUGUAAAAUGUUAAGUUGACCCACUAAAAGUGGUAAAUGAAUCCUGCAGCAAUCCCCCCAAAAAACAAUGCAUAAUUGUGUCAGAUUCUAGAUUUAAGUUCUUUAGUUUAAAACAAUGAAUAAAGAUACAGUUCUGCGUAACACUUCCUGUUAAGAGUGCCUUUUUACAGUUUGUUACAAAUUGGCCGUUAGGAUUCACUUAUGUAUGUACACUAGUACACCACACAGGAUAUGUAAAAUUUGAAUAAGCUCAAUGUUAUUACUAGUUUUUAAAUAGGCUUUAGCUAGUUAAAAUGUAUGGGUACUUGUACUUACAUAGUACACAACCCAUCCUGAGAAAAUAACCAUUCAAGUGAGAAAAUAAUCACACUAAUAUACUACAAGAGUGUAUCUUGAGGGAUAUUCAUUGUAAUUAUUGUAGACCUUCAUAGCAUGUUACCUAUGAGCAAUUACAAUGUAAUGAAUACUCAUUACCAAGUGAAAACAGUGGAGACUCACCUGUAACCCAUUGUUACAAUUAAUUACUUUGUACAGUGUAAUUCGGACCCUUACAAGGAAGUGUUAUGAAUUAUGUUUAUUCAAUUCCAAAAGGUGCGCUAUUAAAAAUGUAUUAUGUGUAACUAUUUGUUUUUUUAAAGUGCUGUUUAUUUUUUAAAGUGCUGUUUAUGUCUCAUGCCACCACAAUUGAAGAGUUUCAUCAUUGAAAUAUGUAAUUUCUAAGUUAUUUUCAAGCAAUUGUUUUGUAUUAUAGCUUAAUAAAGUGUAUAGUUUCAGUGAUUUAUGGGCAAACAUAGCAGGGUAUAAACAAAAGUUGAUGAGCAAAGUUGGAGGAGCUGUGUGAAUCUGUGACAGCCAAAACACAGACACCAUAUUCCAACACAUUUGCUGCUACCGUUUAUAAAUGUUUUUCUUCAUUAAUGUCUUAAUAAACCUUUGUAUAUUCCCAUAUAACACUCACAAACUAAAAUGAUGAUUCUAAAA